UCCAGAGGUUCCUCAAAUCGAUAUAUUGGGAUAUGGUACAAGCAAAUUCUUUCUCAUGUACAAACAGUUGUAUGGGUUGCAAACAGAGAUAAACCACUCACCAAUACAUCUUCAGUCGUUUUGAAGGUCACCAAGCCGGGAAUACUUGCUCUUCUUAACGACAAGAAUGAAACUAUAUGGUCCACUAACACGUCAAGAUCAGUCCAAAAUCCAGUUGCAGUGCUUUUAGAUUCUGGUAAUCUUGUUGUAAAAGAUGCAAAUGUUGACAAUCCAGAAGAUUUCCUCUGGGAGAGUUUCAAUUUUCCAACGGAUACGCACUUGCCUGGUAUGAAGCUAGGCAAGAAUUUUAGAACUGGACAUGAGGUUUACCUUUCAGCAUGGAAGGAAGAUAAUGAUCCAGCUCCAGGUGAAUUCACUCGUACCAUCAAUCCUACUGGAUAUCCACAGUUACUCACCAAACGUGGCCCAAGUGUAUCGGCUCGUAUAGGACCAUGGAAUGGUUUACGAUGGAGUGGGUCACCCAUACCUCUACUAGAAUGCUGCCAUUUCCAAUUUGGUUUCAAUGAGGAGGAGGUUUACUAUAGCUAUACACUCAUUAACAGUUCGACUAUAACAAGACUAGUCCUGACUAGCAGCGGUUAUAUACAACGUUUGACGUGGGUGGAUCGGACAAAGAGAUGGCAUAUUUACUACAAUUUACCAGCGGAUAAUUGUGAUACACAUAGCUUAUGUGGUGCCUAUGGGAGCUGUGACAUAGAUAAUACUCCGGUUUGUGGAUGUCUGGAAAAGUUUGUAGCUAAAUAUCCACAACAAUGGGAAAGGGGAGAUUGGUUAGAAGGGUGUGUACGGAAGACACCUCUAGACUGCAACAAGGAACAUGUGUUCAUAAAAUAUUCUGGAAUCAAGUUGCCGGAUACUAAGCACUCUCAUUACGAUAAAACAAUGACACUCGAAGACUGUAGGAAGGUAUGCUUCAGGAACUGCUCUUGCACAGCUUAUUCAAGUCUAGAUAUAAGUAACGGAGACAAAGGCUGCUUACUAUGGUUUGGGGAAUUGAUUGACAUCAGAAGGCUGUCUGAAAGAGGACAAGACAUUUACAUCAGGAUGGAUUCUUCAGAGCAAGAAUCUGAGGCAGGUUCAAAAAGAAAGAAGGCAAAGAUACUCACAUUGAGUUUCUCAUUGUUGAUGGCAAUGAUUCUGCUUAGCCUGAUUUUGUUGUUGUACAAACGGAAAAAGAAGAAGAAACUGCAACACAAAGAAGAUUUUGAGCUGCCACUGUUCCAAUUGUCAACCAUAACAAGAGCCACAGAUAACUUUUCACUCAACAACAAGAUUGGAGAGGGUGGAUUUGGACCUGUUUACAAGGGAGUGCUGGAAGAGGGACAAGAAAUUGCCGUGAAGAGACUGUCGAGGACUUCCAUGCAAGGAAUUGACGAAUACAAGAACGAAGUUAUCUAUAUUGCCAAGCUUCAGCAUAGAAAUCUUGUGAGACUUCUGGGUUGCUGCAUCCAAGGGGAAGAAAAGAUGUUGAUCUAUGAAUACAUGCCUAACAACAGCCUAGAUUCAUACAUAUUUGAUAAAACAAAGAGCAAAUUACUUGAUUGGCCAGAGCGUUUCAACAUCAUAAAUGGAAUUGCUCGCGGCUUAUUAUAUCUUCAUCAAGAUUCUCGACUGCGAAUUAUCCAUAGAGACCUUAAAGCAAGCAAUGUUUUGCUAGAUACAGAUAUGAAUCCUAAAAUAUCAGACUUUGGCAUGGCUAGAAGUGUUGCAGGAAAUGAGAUGGGAGCAAAAACACGCAAUGUGGUUGGGACACAUGGGUACAUGUCCCCAGAAUAUGCAGUAGAUGGGAUCUUCUCGGUAAAAUCAGAUGUUUUUAGUUUUGGUGUCUUGUUGUUAGAGAUUGUGAGUUGCAAGAGAAAUAGAGGAUUUGUCCAUCAAGAUCACAACCUUAACCUUCUCGGUCAUGCAUGGAAGCUUUACAAAGAAGAUAUGUCCUUGGAACUAAUUGAUGAGCAACUAAACAAUUCUUUCCAUAUAUCUCAAGUUUUGAGGUUAAUCCAUGUGGGUUUAUUAUGCGUGCAACAAAAUCCAGCUGAUAGACCAAACAUGUCUUCUGUGGUUCAUAUGUUGGCUAAUGAGAGUCUACUGCCAAAAGCAAAAGAACCGGGAUUUUUCACAGAACGAAACAUAUUUGAUAAAGAAAAAUCAGGAUCGCAGACAAGAAGUUCAAAAAAUGAAGUCACAAUCACAUUGUUAGAUCCUCGGUAGAGUGUAAACAAGAAAACUAUUUUGACUUGUGUGCACAUGAAUAGUAAUUUUAGAAAUAGCAUAGAAAUUUGAUUCUUGACUAAUAUAACAA
Solanum verrucosum is the source of this 2359-nucleotide messenger RNA. RefSeq names its product G-type lectin S-receptor-like serine/threonine-protein kinase At4g27290. Gene Ontology annotation, biological process: recognition of pollen; protein phosphorylation. Bases 328 to 2268 code for a protein of 646 amino acids. NCBI's taxonomy places the organism in Eukaryota, Viridiplantae, Streptophyta, Magnoliopsida, Solanales, Solanaceae. The record is from RefSeq and is a predicted model, not a curated record. The transcript has 6 exons. Gene Ontology annotation, molecular function: protein serine/threonine kinase activity; ATP binding.